This is a messenger RNA of Pectinophora gossypiella (pink bollworm), 1030 nucleotides long. It is a transcript of the gene CkIIbeta, whose product is annotated as casein kinase II subunit beta. The record is from RefSeq and is a predicted model, not a curated record. Gene Ontology annotation, molecular function: protein kinase regulator activity. Gene Ontology annotation, cellular component: protein kinase CK2 complex; cytoplasm. Lineage: Eukaryota; Metazoa; Arthropoda; Insecta; Lepidoptera; Gelechiidae. Bases 145 to 831 code for a protein of 228 amino acids. The transcript is spliced from 8 exons.
AAGGCACCAAAAGGUGAGCUUUCUCGUAACUUUUUCGGCUUUUAUUCUGUUUGUGCUCAGUAUUUCGUUUAUAUUUGUGUUAGAAUUAGUAAUUUGUGUCCAAAUUAGCGUGAAAUCAUCAAAAGAAGUUGAAAAAACAGGAAAAUGAGCAGCUCGGAGGAGGUAUCAUGGAUUUCAUGGUUUUGCGGGCUUCGAGGAAACGAAUUUUUUUGUGAAGUGGACGAGGAUUAUAUAAACGACAAGUUCAACCUAACGGGGCUCAAUGAGCAGGUGCCGCACUACAGACAAGCUCUGGACAUGAUCCUAGACCUGGAGCCUGAUGAUGACUUGGAUGAUAACCCAAACCAGUCCGAUCUGGUGGAGCAGGCCUCCGAGAUACUAUAUGGACUGAUCCAUGCCCGCUACAUACUCACUAACCGUGGUAUCGGGCAAAUGUUAGAGAAAUUUCAAUCCAAUGACUUUGGACACUGUCCGCGUGUCUACUGUGAAUGUCAAAGCUUGCUUCCAAUUGGGCUGUCGGACGUGCCGGGCGAGGCGAUGGUGAAGCUGUACUGCCCGCGCUGCACGGACGUGUACACGCCCAAGUCGUCGCGCCACCACCACACUGACGGGGCCUACUUCGGCACUGGCUUCCCGCACAUGGUGUUUAUGGUGCACCCAGAGUCCCGCCCCAAACGCCCCGCCUCGCAGUUCGUGCCCAGAUUGUACGGGUUCAAGAUCCACCCGCUGGCGUACCAGAUCCAGCAGCAGGCGGCGGCCAACUUCAAGGCGCCGCUGCGGAGUUUCUCGUACAACAACGAGACGAAGACUACCAGUAACAUUCCAAAAUGAUUAAAUAGCCACCGAGUGCGCCUCCACAGCACUCCCACAGCGAGCUGACCGAGUGACGGCGACGCUUGCUUGCAAGCUUCAUGUAUCUACCAGCUGUAACUUAAACUAAUGAUAAUAUUUAUUAAACAAUUAAUUUACUCCUUAUUUAACAAACAGUUAUGUUUUAAAUUCAAUAAAGUUUAUUUUUACGUUUUCUGUA